Molecule: messenger RNA, 567 nt
Organism: Prunus avium (sweet cherry)
Lineage: Eukaryota; Viridiplantae; Streptophyta; Magnoliopsida; Rosales; Rosaceae
Source: RefSeq, a predicted model, not a curated record
AUGUUAUGUGGUAAUCGACCAAGUAGUCAUUUUAAUAAGGUUGGAUGGAAAAAUAUUAUAAAGAAGUUGAAUGAUAUUACUAAAAGGAACUACGACUAUAGACAAUUGAAGAACAAAUGGACUGGACUUAAGAAAGAAUGGCAGUUAUGGACAAGUUUGAUUGCAAAAGAGACUGGAUUAGGAUGGGAUCCUGUGAAGCAAACAAUCAAAGCUACCGAUGAAUGGUGGGAUAAGAAAAUAAAGGAGAAACCUGAGGUUGCAAGAUUUCGAACACAUGGAUUGAAACAUGUUGACCUGUUAGAUAUUUUGUUUAAAGAUGUUGUCACGGUUGAAGGCGCUUGGGCACCUUCACAAGGUUUUAUGGUGGAGGAUGUUGACAAUGGUCCAGCUAUAGGAGAACAUAAUGAAGAGAUUAUGGUUGAGGAACAAGAUGACUUUGGGUAUAAUAUUGAUCUUAAUGCUGGACUUGAGGAUAUAGUUGAUGUUGAAACUGACAAUAAAAGGAAAAGAGAUUCGAAAAGACCUGGAGUUGGGGUUAAGGUGACGAAGCGGUUAGAUUCUAUUUAA